CGUUAAUUGUGACAAGUUAAUUAGAGACACGAACGCCGUUAACGUGCGUGCACUAACAUCGAUCUUGGUGAUUAUGUUUUAAAAGGUUUUUUUACAUAUCAAGGAUGAUUUUCAAGACUUGUUCAACAUUAUUAUGUAUUUUUUUCACAUGCCAAAGCAUUGAUGGGUUCAAUCAUUUAUUCCUGUGUACGUUUAACCAUCAUCUGAUCAACGUAAAAUUACAAUGCAAGAGUGGGACCAAAAUAGAUAUUGUAGGUGGAUGGUUGAUUGAUUCAAAUGAAACAUAUGCAUGUACAAAAAGCAAUUCCGCGACAGAAUCAGAGAAAAGACACAGAGAUCACUUGUGGAAAGCAAUGUGGCACAAAAUUCUCUUAGGAUGUGUGGCUGAAAGUGAUUGUAACAUUCCACUUUUUCCAGAACGUUUUCCAUAUAAAAAAAAUUCCGAAGGCAUCGAAAUUGAAUACAAUUGCCUCUCAGAUGGUGCGUUCUUGCAAUUUUGCCAUCAACGAUCUGAUCCGGAACCAUUUAAUGGACAUCCAAAUGGUAUUAACCUAUUCUACAAAGGCGAUGAAAGCACUUCAAAGCUGUGUUCAUGUGAUGUUGAAACAAAUGUACAAAUAGGGACAUUACUGACAAUAUUCCCAACAAAAAGUAUGGAUCUCACAGUUAAAAGUGGAGGUAAAGAAACACUUUACAAUAACGAAGUGUUAAUCAAAAAGUCAAUUCAAAAUGGCAACAAUACAGGGAAACAGAAACAGACGUUUGUUGUGGAUUAUGCCACAGAACCUGAUGACGCUGUUCCAUUUCUCCUUCUUCGUUUCUCAAUUCCUGCCAAACAUGGCAAUAUAUCUAUACGUUGUCGACAAGAAAACAACAUUACAGAACAGUUGCUUUCAUCGCCUCCUCCAACGGAUAAAACGCCAACACACAAUUACCAAAUACCAGCAACAACAAAUAUAAUAGGAUAUGCAAUUACAGCAACAGUAACAGCAAUGUCCACCAUUUUGAUUAUUGUUAUUAUUGUUGUCCUUUGGAAGAAGAAACAAGGUAAGAAAUAUAAGAUAUACGUUUCUGAUAUCGUUUUUACCCCUUAAUGAAGUAGUGACUGCAAUUAAUUUAGCAAGUGCUUCGUAUUGUUCAACAAUAUUGAACUGGCACUUCAUUACCUUUCGUAAAGGUCAUUUGAAUAAACACUGACCAGUAUCUAACGAAUACAUCGAUUCGGAUAUAUUUGCUAAUUUCACUCGUCAUUCAGUGAGGUGUGGUGUACUGGUAUAGUGUCGGACUAACGAUCUACAGGUCUCUGGUUCGAUUCCU
Ruditapes philippinarum (Manila clam) is the source of this 1317-nucleotide messenger RNA. RefSeq lists its product as uncharacterized. The record is from RefSeq and is a predicted model, not a curated record. The transcript has 6 exons. Bases 105 to 1094 code for a protein of 329 amino acids. Lineage: Eukaryota; Metazoa; Mollusca; Bivalvia; Venerida; Veneridae.